AUGAGCCUGACUGCAGUAGCAAUCAGCCUGACCCUUGUCAUCUGGUACAGCCCUCUGCAACUGAACAUGGGCCGCCUCCCAGGUGCACUCUGUGCCGCGAAACCAGUGCUCAACCUCAGGAACCAAGGUCUGGCUAGGAUUCCAUGGGAACAGGGGAGGCUGGUAUCCUGCCAACUGUGUGGUGAUCUAUGUCAUUGUCCCUGGCCACCACCCCAGUGCCCGGCUGGUGUGCCACUGGUGCAUGACGGGUGUCGCUGUUGUCAGAUCUGUGCCAGGCAGGAGGGUGAGUCCUGCACUGACAAGAACAUUUGUGACAGUCAGAGAGGUCUGCAGUGUGACUACAGUGCCAGUUACCCAGGAGGAGAGGGAGAGUGUGUUGAUCGGAACACGCUUGGCUGUGAACUCAAUGGAGUGAGGUACGAGGAGGGCCAGACAUUCAAGCCAUCAUGCGCCCAGCUAUGCCACUGCCUGGGUGGUGGUAUCACAUGUGUUCCUCUGUGCAAAGACAUGCAGCAGCCACUGGGUCCGAGUUGCCCAAACCCACAACUGCUAAGGCUUCCAGGACGCUGCUGCCGAGAGUGGGUCUGUGGUAGCCUGGACAACAGCAUUCCUCAGGACACUGCUGCCACAGUGGACAGAACAGACAGGUUCUGGCAGGAUGUGCCAGGUCUGAGUCACAGCGUGUGGUCAAACUGCAUCGAACAGAGUACGGAAUGGAGCCCUUGCUCGCGCAGCUGUGGACCAGGCGAGUCCAAACGCAUGUCUAACAUCAAUCGAGCGUGCCAUCCGCAGACACAGAUCCGUUUGUGCCAGAUCAGACCCUGCCAUGCUGCUAAACCACCAAUCAGAGCCCACAUGGGCACUGGUAUGUGCAAGAGCAGACACAGAUCUCCACUACCCAUUCGCCUAGAGCAUCACGGCUGCUACAGCACGCAUGCUUACAGACCCCAGUUCUGUGGCCUCUGUUCAGAUGGCCGGUGCUGUAGCCCGCUUCGGACCAGAACCAUGCAAAUGGGUUUCCUCUGUCCCAGUGGGAGAGUGAUUCAGCACCUAGUGAUGAGGAUCGAGUCCUGCGUCUGUCACUACAAUUGUCCUGAUUCACUUUCCGCAAAGUCAAGAAGAUUCAUAUCCAGGCACUAA
Molecule: messenger RNA, 1140 nt
Organism: Chanos chanos (milkfish)
Lineage: Eukaryota; Metazoa; Chordata; Actinopteri; Gonorynchiformes; Chanidae
Product: WNT1-inducible-signaling pathway protein 2-like
Exons: 5
Coding region: 1-1140 (379 amino acids)
Biological process (GO): positive regulation of cell differentiation; cell adhesion; signal transduction
Cellular component (GO): extracellular matrix; extracellular region
Molecular function (GO): integrin binding; heparin binding
Source: RefSeq, a predicted model, not a curated record